This is a messenger RNA of Miscanthus lutarioriparius, 501 nucleotides long. The record is from the annotation of a GenBank genome assembly. Lineage: Eukaryota; Viridiplantae; Streptophyta; Magnoliopsida; Poales; Poaceae.
AUGCUUUCCCCUGCUCACCUCGCCUUCGCCGCCGCCUUCCUCAUCGUCGUCCGGUCAUCGGCGCCUGCCGCUGCUGCCCGACCGAUCUUCGCUGGCAAGCCCUCCCCCUCCGAGGCCACCGCCACCGCGAGGUGGCUCGCCGCCCAGAACACGUGGGGUGUCCUCAGCACAAUAUCAAGUGACUUAAGUGGAGCUCCAUUUGGCAAUGUAGUUUCAUAUAGUGAUGGAGUCCCAGGCGAGGGCCGUGGAAUCCCCUACUUUUAUCUGACAACUCUGGAUCCUACUGCAAGAGAUGCACUGGAGGAUGAAAGGACCUCCUUUACCCUUAGUGAGUUCCCUCUGGGGACAUGUGGGAAAAUAGAUCCUGAAAACCCCACUUGUGCAAAACUUACUCUUAAUGGAAAGUUGAAGAUGGUUGACCUUGAGUCAUCUGAAGCAGAUUUGGCCAAGUUAGCACUUUUCACCAAACAUCCUGAAAUGAAGGGAAUCAGGGCUCAGUGA